Molecule: messenger RNA, 3738 nt
Organism: Melanotaenia boesemani (Boeseman's rainbowfish)
Lineage: Eukaryota; Metazoa; Chordata; Actinopteri; Atheriniformes; Melanotaeniidae
Gene: egf
Product: epidermal growth factor
Exons: 22
Coding region: 69-3365 (1098 amino acids)
Molecular function (GO): calcium ion binding
Source: RefSeq, a predicted model, not a curated record
GUGUUUGAUUUUUUCUUGUAGCUUCACAGCCUUUCCUGAUAUUCGGUCAUGGUAAAUCCAUUCAUCGGAUGGGCCUCGAUGGCAAGAACCACAGAAGGCUCGUGGCAGGCGUGGGAAGCUCUAUUCUGCUCGACUUACAUUUCAAAGAAGAGAGAGUUUACUGGGCUGACAAGCGCAAAGGGGUCAUUUACAGAGUCUCUGUGAAAGGAGCACACAGACAGAAGCUACAUUCAUUUGACAAACACAUCUCAGGCCUUGCGGUGGACUGGAUUCGGAACAGUGUAUAUUGGACAAAUGGAGAAAAAGGGGAAAUCAAGAGAAUGGAUACAAAUGGGAAAAAUGAGAGAACACUCUUAAGACACUUAACCCAACCAAGUUACAUAAGUGUUGACCCCACUGUCAGGUUUUUAUUUUGGCUGUCUGGCGAGAUGACUUCAAGUGUUCAACGUUCUGAUGUCAUGGGUCAGAUGAAAACAACACUAAUUAAAAUAUCCAAACAACUCAGAGCACUGUCGAUUGACCGACAAGACAAAAGGCUGUUCUGGGUUCAGUUUGGUCUGCAAGGAGAAAGUGCCAUCGCUUCUUGUGACUACAAUGGAAAUACCUUGCACAUCAUUGAUCAGCCACUCCGCUCUCAAUCACUUGGAAUAUCAGUGUUCCUGGAGCACCUCUAUUACACUGAUGCAGCAUCUCGGGUUAUGAAACGAGUUAACAAAUACACUGGUGGAAAGCCGGUGGAUGUAAACAUUAGGAAAAUGGCAAAACCUCCGGUUGAUAUCAAGGUGGUGCAUCCCCUCAACCAACCAAUGGAAGACUCAUCAUCAACCUUUCCAGGCUGUGAUGAACAGAGUGGGGAUUGUGUGAACGUGUGUUCCCGUCUAGCAGAUCAAGGGGUUUGCCAGUGCAGCGAAGGCUUUGCUCCAAGUAAACAAGGCAGUUAUUGUGAAGAUGUAAAUGAAUGUGCCCACUGGAACCAUGGCUGCUCUCUUGGUUGUGAAAACAUCCCAGGCUCAUAUUUCUGUACCUGCCCAAAAGGAUACGCGCUCCUACCAGACAGGAAAACAUGCCAAGAAAUCAUACUAUGUGAAGGCAGCAAUAUAAAAUGUGGCCAUGGAUGCCUACAAAUGGAAAAUGGUGUCGUCUGCAUUUGCCCCGAGGGGUCUGUUCUUCAGGAGGAUGGACAAGCAUGCACUGGUUGCUCAUCAGCAGAUAAAGGCGGCUGCAGUCAGAUCUGUAUUCCCAUCACUCCUAGUAGGUGGCAGUGUGGCUGCCUGCCUGGCUACCAGCUCCAUCAAGAUGGCAAACGCUGCAUUGCAACUGGACCUCCACCCUACCUACUUGUUGCCAAUAGAGUAGAUGUGAGAAGAAUUAACCCUGAUGGUACUGAGGAUCAAACCUUGGUGAAGGAGCCCAGAGGAACAAUCUUAGCUUUGGACUACGACCCUGUCCAGAACCACGUGUACUUUGCAAGCACAAGUCAGAAGACAAUUGAGCGAGUCGAUCUAAACGGUGGAUCACGAAACGUUCUUGUCUCUCAUGGUUUGGAUUCACCAGAAGGACUGGCAAUUGACUGGGUCCAUCGCAGGAUGUACUGGACAGAUAAAAAAAAGUCGACUGUUGACAGCAGCACUCUGACUGGACUGUACAAAGAAACUGUUGUGAGUGAAAGGCUGCAGAAACCACGAGGGAUAGCAGUUCAUCCUCUGGCAAAGAAGUUAUUCUGGACUGACGUAGGGAUCCAGCCUAUGGUGGAGUGUGCCUCUUUAGAUGGGGGAAAACGGGCUGUCAUAGCUAGUACCAACCUUGUGUCACCUACCGGCCUGACCAUCGAUUUCACAGACGAUCGACUGUUCUGGUGUGACCAGAAGCAGGGCCUGAUUGAAACUGCCGCCUUGGAUGGUUCAGAUCGACGAAUUCUGUUAGAGAACCAAGUAGGUCGUCCUUUUGACCUUGCAGUAUUUGAAGACCAGCUCUGGAUCUCUGACUGGGAGCACCAGCAGCUGAGGAGCAUACACAAGCGGACUGGGAAGAAACUGCAGCGGAUCCAUGGCAGCAUGGUUCAGCCGGCAUCCAUUGUGGUGGUUCAUCCACUCUCUAAACCAGGGGUAGACGUCUGCCUUCACCUGAAUGGAGGCUGUGCUCAGGUGUGUAAAAGCAAGGUGGGAUUUGCCCACUGCUCCUGUCUUCCACGUUACAUCCUAUCAGCUGAUGGAAAAAACUGUUUUCCUAUUGAUGGCUUAAAUGGAACAACAGAAUCUGGAGAUAGUGAAGCCUCUGAUUCAACAGCUCUCAAAAACAAAACAUUUAAUGAUCAGAACCCACCAAUGACAACAGCUGGGUUUACAGCUGGUAAGGAGAAAGUUGAUCUCCACUCUGAUGGAGCCAAUGAGCCAACUCUCUUCACAGACAAGAUGAUUUCAGACCAGAAUGAGUGUUACUCUCUCCGCUGUGACGUGAAUGCACAGUGCCUGCUGAAUGCCGGAAACCCCACCUGUUUAUGUCUAGACGGGUUUACAGGUGAUGGACAGUUAUGUCUUGACAUUGAUGAAUGUAAACUGGGAACACAUAACUGUGACAAACAUGCAGAAUGUCAGAACAUAAUAGGGAAGUAUAUAUGCAAGUGUCUGUCUGGAUACUACGGCAACGGGCAGAAAUGUCAAGAAUUGACCAAACCACCAUGGGUGACACCCAGAAUCCCCGUUGAUGACACCAUACAGCACCACAACAAUAACUCAGCAGAGAGGUGCCCCUCCAGCCAUGAGGCCUACUGUCUGUACCAGGGCGUCUGCUUCUACUUUCCUGAAAUGGAGUCCUAUGCCUGCAACUGUAUAUUAGGGUACAUGGGGGAGCGUUGUCAGUUCAGUGACCUGGAAUGGUUGGAGCUUCAGCAGGCUGAAAAGGAGAAGAGAAGGAAUGUGGUCAUUGCAGCCUGCAUGGUGAUGCUCAUCUCCCUGCUUUCUAUCACCGCCUGUGUCACCUACUGUUUCAGAACAAGAAGAAUAUUCCAGAAACAGCCCUCAGUGGAUAAUAGUGAAACAGAUGAGAGCAUGUCAGACACCACCACUUCCAGUGUUCCUCGGUUCUACAUGGUGGCAGAAAGUGGAGUGGAAGUAAAGCUUGUUCCACCAGUGGGCUGUCCAAGGAGAGCUGUCUGCCCAUCCUGCUCCUCAGAAACAGGCACCAGCACUACGUCUGAAGAGCCAGGAACAUUGUCCAAGCACAACAGAGGGUAUGAGUGUUCCAUGGUGUCAGCUGCUGCUAUGGAGACCACCCAGCCUAAUGUUAAUAACUCAGAUCCAUCAGUGAAACACUCAAAUACUGGGAAUUCUGUCAAUUCUGCAUCAUUUCCAGGGUGUCUUUCCUAGUUCAACACCGCCGUACAGUUCGCAGCACAGUACUGUAACCUUGGUGCAUCAAACAUUGUAGAUUUGGUAGGAAAAAAUAAAGUUUUACUAAAAAGUUUCUCAAAAAGUAUAUUUAACAUAUGGGCCUUAGAGCUUUGUAGAAAGGGCUAAAAUAGGAAUCUCAAAACACAAAGUAAAAUUGUAGUGAACCCAUAUAGGUAUUCCUUCUCAGCUGGAUGUGAUGGAGAAAACUUAUCUUUCACUAAUACGUUUUUACAUAAUUCAGUAUUGAUAGAAACCUUUCUAUGUAGUAAUUUCUCUGGGUAUAAUGAGGAAUGUCACAGCUCAAUUUGUAGUCGUCCUCAGUUUUUUAAACUUAGUUUUAUGUUUUAGC